CCAGAAACAAUUGCCAACUGUUUUAAAAAGGCUGGAUUUUCAAAAGAUGCUAUGCAGAUUCCAUUUGAGCAUUGGGCUGAAGAGGACCUUCUUUCAAUAUCAGAUUUGGCUGCUUUACAGUCUUCAUUUAAAAAAGUAGCAAAUAUCGAAGCAUCGUUUGAUGACUACAUACGUAAAUGUUGAUAAUGGUGUGCAGACUUCGGACAACCCAUCCGAAGAAGAUAUUCUCAACAGCAUUUUUGAAAGUCGCGGAGUUCCAGCUGAACCUGAUAACGAUGAACACGAUUUGACCGUUGAAAAAUUGGCAGAAACUGAGGAGGCAUUACCUACGUUGAUACAAGCUGCUUCAUCCAUUAGCGUAAUUAGAACCUUUGUGGAAAUGAGGAGUGACGUGCCGAUUAAUGUUUUCAACUCUCUACAUGAUUUGGAAGCUUUUAUUGAAAAUGAAAAAUGGAAGGCUGUAAUUCAAACCAAACUCACUGAUUAUUUUAAAUAAAAUUACAUAAAAAAUCAAUGUUUCUUUAUAAUGAAGUUUCUAUAUAGUGAAGUGAUUUUCAGGUCCCGUG
Anastrepha ludens (Mexican fruit fly) is the source of this 566-nucleotide messenger RNA. RefSeq lists its product as uncharacterized. The transcript has 2 exons. The record is from RefSeq and is a predicted model, not a curated record. Lineage: Eukaryota; Metazoa; Arthropoda; Insecta; Diptera; Tephritidae. Bases 161 to 496 code for a protein of 111 amino acids.